GUGUCAUCUGCCCACUCUGCAACUCGCUCCCAACCUAUAAGAACUACCUCAGAAUGGUCGCUUCGCCCGAAACCCACGCGUUCGUCAAGGCGACGCUCGCUUCGCACGGUGUCACGGUCUUUAGCAAGACGUACUGCCCCUACUGCACGCAGGCCAAGUCGGUCUUGACGUCGGUUGGCGCGCCGUACCACGUGAUUGAGCUCGACGUUGUCCCUAACGGCGACGAAAUCCUCCAAGCGCUCAUUGAGCUCACGGGCCGCCGCACGGUACCCAACGUGUUUGUCCAGGACGUGACGAUCGGCGGCGGCUCGGACGUGGCGCAGCUCCAGCGCGACGGCAAGCUCGUGCCGCUCCUUCAAAACGCUGGUGUCCUCGUCUAAUUUACUGCGUAAGAAUCGCUCGCUUUUUCCAACAAAUUCCCACAAAUUCCAAACCAAC
Molecule: messenger RNA, 438 nt
Organism: Saprolegnia parasitica CBS 223.65
Lineage: Eukaryota; Oomycota; Saprolegniomycetes; Saprolegniales; Saprolegniaceae
Exons: 2
Coding region: 54-380 (108 amino acids)
Biological process (GO): cellular response to oxidative stress
Cellular component (GO): cytoplasm
Molecular function (GO): glutathione disulfide oxidoreductase activity
Source: RefSeq, a predicted model, not a curated record